CGCAGCGUGCAACAGUAGCAGCGCCUCUCUCCCCAUGAAGUCCCGGGCCACCAGUCCCUCUAGACUCCUGGUGGGGUUCCCAGCCCGGGAUGACGCCGUAGGGCCCGAGCGCGCCCCGCGAAGCCGCAGUCGCUACCUCUCCUCCAGGAACACGGCUGCAGAUCCUUUUGAGACAUCGAGGCCUUUGACUGAGAGCAGCUCCUCUCUCCCUUCGGAGGGCCGCCCCUGGCCUUCCAGCACCCAGACAGAAGAUGGACAGUCUGUGGUUGCCAAGUACAUGGCACGGUUCCGCCAGGCUCAGCCCACCAGCCGCCUGGAGCGCCAGCUGUCUGGGCCCGGACCUGCUGGCUUCUGGUGGCUGCAGCCUGCAACCUCUUCGGGGGGCCCCGGCCCCCACCGCCACCAUUCUACAGGCUCCGUUCUCCCCGCCGAAGCCGAGCUCAGGGUGGGCGCUGGGGCCCCAGGAGCAGCGGGAGUGGAAGCGGAGAUCUCGGUGCUGAGGACCCCAGAGUCCCAGCACCGGGCCCCGUCUCCGUUGGACCUGGACACACUGAGCCUGCAGCACCGGGCGGACCAGCUGCUCUUCAGAAGCGGUGUUUCUGGUGGCAGUUCCAGCAGCAGCAGUGCUCCCGUGAGCUGGGAGGGACCCAUCUCUCCAAUCACACCCUCCCCCUCCAUUCCUAGCCCCUGCUGGCCGGAACCAGGUCAGGGCCUGCGAGCCCCGCCCCGGACCACCACAAUCCCCCCCGAGAAUGACAUCCUGUACCAGUGGCGCCUGCGCCGGAGGAUGGAGCGGGCUCAUGACCAGGUGGCAGCAGAGGAGCUGCUGGAGGCAGCCGCUCGACUCUUGGACUCUGCGAAUGACUCAGACGGCAGUGAGUUCCAGGAGGAUGAAUUGCUGCAGGUGCUGCGGGCCCGGCGGGGUCAGCUGAGGCAGUGUCUGAGGCAGGUGGAGAAGCUCCUGUCCCGGUUUCUGACCGAGGAGCCCCAGUCCAGGCCCCCCACGAGAGACGACCCCCCUUCCUCCCCCUGCACCACCCCGUUCCAACUGCAGUCGCAGAGGAAGGGGCGACAGGGCCCCGGCAGAGCCCACAACGCAAACGGAACCCCCUGAGAAAUAAAUUCUAUUUUCAAUGA
Messenger RNA from Ornithorhynchus anatinus (platypus), 1137 nucleotides. RefSeq names its product proline and serine rich 3 (gene PROSER3). NCBI's taxonomy places the organism in Eukaryota, Metazoa, Chordata, Mammalia, Monotremata, Ornithorhynchidae. Bases 35 to 1114 code for a protein of 359 amino acids. The record is from RefSeq and is a predicted model, not a curated record. The transcript is spliced from 12 exons.